Messenger RNA from Armigeres subalbatus, 1236 nucleotides. RefSeq names its product ADP-ribose pyrophosphatase, mitochondrial. The transcript has 3 exons. Gene Ontology annotation, molecular function: ADP-ribose diphosphatase activity. The coding region runs from base 276 to 1151 and encodes 291 amino acids. The record is from RefSeq and is a predicted model, not a curated record. Lineage: Eukaryota; Metazoa; Arthropoda; Insecta; Diptera; Culicidae.
GCAAAGAGAACAAUGUUUACAAACGCACGAAGGAAAUGAAAUUUGCUAAAAUUAUUGUUUGAGUUUCAUAAAAGGACAUUUUCAAACAAAAUUGAAACAUUUUGUUCACUAGGCCCAACUUCAGUCAACUCUCGAACAUACUGAACCCAACGGAAUUCCGACAACCACGUUGCCAAGCACCGGACCGGUCUGCGGAAAACUUGCAAUACUCUUGUUUAUUCAGCUAUCGAUUGUCUCUCGCCUGCAACCUUAUGUAACAGAGCCACUGCAUUCGAAUGGUCGUUUUCGCGCGCGCCAUCAGCAGCACUCCCCUAAUAAUGGUAAUGAUUCCGGGCAUCUACAAGCACCUCCGCUGCCGGAACAAUGUGUACCCGGGCUGUGACGUUCGGCGCUAUCCGGUGCCGGACGAGAGCGUUUUCUGGUCACAACCGUAUCCGGACUACCAACCGCCGCUGUACGAGGCGCCCGUUUUGAAGGGCAAGGAAUGGGCCGAUCUCGAUGUCGGAGACUCAAACUUCAAGGUCAAAUGGAAUCAGCUGGACGGGGGAGUUAACCGGGUGAGCUUCGUAGGCGAGUAUGAGGUGCGUGAUGGAUUUCCGAUGAACUUGUUCGGGAGAACUGGAAUAAGGGGUAGAGGGUUGCUCGGACGAUGGGGGCCAAACCAUGCAGCGGAUCCCGUGGUAACCAAGUGGAAGAUUGAUGCGGGCGGAAGGAUAGUGGUUAAUGAGGUUUCAGGAAGACAAGUUCUGCAAAUGUGUGCCAUUGAACGGCACGAUUGUGGAGAAUGGGCCAUUCCCGGGGGAAUGGUGGACCCUGGAGAAAAGGUGAGUGCGACCCUUAAACGGGAAUUCAUGGAGGAGGCUCUAAGCAGCAGUAGCGAUACGGAAGAGAUCGAGCAAUUUUUCAACGGCGGAAAGGAGAUCUAUAAGGGGUAUGUGGAUGAUCCGAGGAACACGGAUAAUGCGUGGAUGGAAACGGUGGCGGUCAACUUCCACGAUGAGGAUGGGUCCAUUGUUGGCAGGUUCAAUUUGCAUGCCGGUGACGACGCGGCUAAAGUCAAAUGGAUGGACGUCGAUUCUGGGGUGAAACUGUACGCCAGCCAUGCCAAUAUCAUUAGGCGGGUGGUUGAUGCGAAUGAUGCCCACUGGUGAGAGGGAAUUUCGGAAGAAGUACGAUCGUUGAAUAAUUAUUAUUGAGUAAAAUAAUAACAUGUAUUCAUUACAGUGUUGUAUUUGA